Messenger RNA from Coregonus clupeaformis (lake whitefish), 1299 nucleotides. RefSeq names its product interleukin-12 subunit beta-like. Lineage: Eukaryota; Metazoa; Chordata; Actinopteri; Salmoniformes; Salmonidae. Gene Ontology annotation, molecular function: protein binding. The transcript is spliced from 8 exons. The record is from RefSeq and is a predicted model, not a curated record. The coding region runs from base 1 to 978 and encodes 325 amino acids.
AUGAACAUGUUACUAUACAACAUCCUGUAUCUCAUCCUUCAUGUGGCGUCAAGCAGCCAACAUGGGACGGAGACCAUUGAGACUCUCAUGCCAAAUGUGCUCGUGGUGAAGGUGGAUCUGAGGGUCUUCACUGAGACGCAGGUCCCUCUUCUCUGUGGGGACUCCUAUCAGGACACAGAGGUGAUCUGGAUGAAGGGCAGUGAGCGUGUAGGACAAGGGAACCAGAUCAAGGUGAAAGUGGUGGAGAUGAUUGGAGGGAACUACAGCUGUCACAACGCUGCUGGAGACUACCUCAACCACACCCUGGUGCUGGUGCAGGACAUCCAAUCACCCAACAGACGGAGACGCGUCCUGGAGAAGUCACAUGACACAGAUGAGGAUGAGUACAUAAGAUGUUUGGCAAAAAAUUACAAUGGAACAUUUCAUUGCUAUUGGAAGAAGACUGAGCAUCGGAUGUCAGCAGUUGUUGUUCUGGUCCAAGUAGGACAGCUCUCUGGCAGCAACUUCUCCUGCUCUGUACACGGUGAUGGUGCAGGUUUGACCUGUGACGAUCUGGACAGCUGUUCCUUUGCUGAGGAGGUGUCCCGUAUCGACCUGACCGUCUACUUCAGGACCAACUACCUCCUAGAGGACUACACCGUUACACCCUUCUACAUACGAGAAAUAGUGAAGACAGACAAGAUCCACAUCACCAAGGUGGAGGGGAACACCUUUGAGUGGGGGUACCCUGCGACGUGGAGCCUCCCCCAUUCUUACUACCCCCUCACAUUCCAGGUCAAAGUGGUCCACCUCGGGGCAAGCUGUGACUCUGAAAAACAGGUGUUUCUGAUGGAAACCAAAGAAACAAAGUUUACCCUCAAUCACAGCCCCAAGAAGUAUCGUUUCUGCCUCCGGGCGAAGGAUGAACUGGUUGACUGCCCCUGGUGUCAGUGGACCCAUCAUGAGGUGAAGCAUAAACACAAGAGAAAUCGACAGUAAAAAGGAAAGCAAAACCCAGAUGAAGACAGACAACAUGACAUCACGCAGCUUCAACCAUCACAACCAAAUAUGGAAUUGUCUUGGCACUGAAAAGAUAUAUAUAUUUUUUUAAACAUUAUACUUUAGAGAAUAAGUUAUGCAAUGUCGUAUACUAUGAUUGUUGUAAUUUGAAUGUAAGGCAAGUAUAUAUUUAUUAAUUUAUAAUAGUUCUGAAAUGUAACCACACCAUGAUUUAUGUUAUUUAUCUCUUACGUUUUUUCAUUACUGUUGCAUGAAGAUUUGUCUAAAUGAUGAAAUAGACGCAAAAAUAAAAGGUCCUGC